AUGACCCACGAAACGGUUUGGAGGCAUGGCCAUCGCACGCCAACGUCCUUUAUUCCGACCGACGUGAUUAAUAAUGGCCCUAAUACCUGGCCGUAUGGACCUGGCGAACUGACAAAGCUGGGCAUGACACAGCACUUCCGGUUAGGGAAAAUGAUCGCCGACAGAUAUGUAAAGGAAUACGGUCUUCUCGACUUGAACUACAGCAAUCACAUGCUUUACAUACACAGCGACGAUUACAACCGUACCUUGAGUAGCGCCUAUGGAAACCUGGCAGGAUUCUUUAUUAAUACAUCGUACUACAGUCCAAAGUAUGAAAACUGGCCAAAUUUCUGGAACCCGAUUCCAGUACAUACGAUAGACAAAUUCAGAGACUCGGUAAAUUGCUAG
This is a messenger RNA of Soboliphyme baturini, 387 nucleotides long. The record is from the annotation of a GenBank genome assembly. Lineage: Eukaryota; Metazoa; Nematoda; Enoplea; Dioctophymatida; Soboliphymatidae.